AUGAACUUCAACGAGUCAAGUCAAAAGGCACUUUCUGAGAUGGAGCCUAAAGAUCCUGAGCGAUCUUGGUUUGGAAGAUUUUCUAUUGAAGAAGGUGGCAUUGAACGAGUCACCGAUGAAGAAAGACUACAGAAUACAACCAAGUUCUGGAAUGCUGCUACUUUCUGGAAAUCUUUCUAUACCCUCAAUAUCGUCAUACCCCUACUGCUACAAGACACCCUGCUAACAUAUCUCCCCAUCCACAGGUUCAGCGCAAACAUGGCCGUGGCCACCCUAAACAUCGGUUCUCUAGGAGGCGCCCUAGGCCUCUCAUUUUGGGACUGUUUCAUCGUCAUAUUGAUAGUGAAUCUAGCAAGCGACCUCCUGCCAGCGUGGACAGCGGUCUUCGGUCUAACAGGGCUACGAAUGACAACCUUCUCACGCUACUCAUUCGGCUACUGGGGCAAUAUGUUGGUAGUAGUAUUUUCGAUGGUAGCAACAACCGGAUGGAAUGCAAUAAACUCCAUCUCCGGCGCAGCAGUCCUCCACGCCCUCUCAGACGGCGCAUUCCCCAUUUGGGCGGGCGUGAUCGUCAUCUGCGUGUCAGUGUGGGUAGUCUGCGUACUAGGCAUUAGCUGGAUUCAUCGUCUUGAUACAUUCAUCUGGAUCCCGCCUCUAAUUGUUUGGUGUGUUGCUGCAGGGACAGGUGCGUCGCAGUUCACGGGCGAAGACCGAGGUCUGAAAGGGUCUGAUAAGGCUGCUGCAAUUCUUACAUACAUGGCGUCUAUUUUCUCGUUCUCUGUUUCUUGGGUCAACUGUGCAGCGGAUUAUAAUGUGCGGAUGCCCAAGGGGACACCGAGGUGGCGAAUCUUCAGUGCUACUUAUGUUGGGAUCUUUGUUCCUACCGUUCUUGUUCAGACGCUUGGGGCGGCGUUGUAUACGGGGACUAUUACGAAUUCAGCUUGGGAGAAGGCUUAUACGACUUCUUCGAUUGGGGGCUUGCUUAAGAUGGCGCUCGAGCCGGCUGGGGGGUUUGGGAAGUUUUUGAUGGUUCUUGCAGCAUUGAGUGCGAUCCCUAACAACAUCCCAAACAACUACUCAUUUGCACUUCAUGCACAAAACCUGGGGCCAUGGGCCAUGAGAAUUCCUCGAGUGGUCAUGGUGACUUUUGGAUUUAUUGCGGCGAUAGUGAUCGGCUGUUGCGCGGCCACAUAUUUCUCCGAUACACUGCAAACAUUGCUAAGUGUGAUUGGGUACUGGACCGUUAUCCAUAUCACCCUGGUAAUGGAAGAACAUUUUAUCUUCCGCCGUGGGUGGAGUGGAUAUGACCUCGAUGCUUGGAACAGCAUAGCUAGUCUGCCAUUUGGGUGGGCUGCGAUCGGGGCCUUUGCUUUCGGAUUUGUGGGUGCUGCUCUUGGCAUGAAAACUGCGUGGUACUCAGGACCUAUUGCAUCCUUGAUUGGCAAAAAGGGCGCAAACAUAGGCCAUGAGUUGACUUUUGCAUCUUCGGGUAUCGUUUUCCCAUUGUUCCGAUGGACCGAGAAGCGCUAUGGAGGCAGGUGA
Messenger RNA from Penicillium soppii, 1542 nucleotides. Its product is annotated as purine-cytosine permease family protein. The record is from RefSeq and is a predicted model, not a curated record. The coding region runs from base 1 to 1542 and encodes 513 amino acids. Lineage: Eukaryota; Fungi; Ascomycota; Eurotiomycetes; Eurotiales; Aspergillaceae. Gene Ontology annotation, cellular component: plasma membrane. The transcript is spliced from 4 exons. Gene Ontology annotation, biological process: transmembrane transport. Gene Ontology annotation, molecular function: transmembrane transporter activity.